This is a messenger RNA of Betta splendens (Siamese fighting fish), 2140 nucleotides long. RefSeq names its product thymidine phosphorylase (gene tymp). The coding region runs from base 365 to 1717 and encodes 450 amino acids. Gene Ontology annotation, molecular function: 1,4-alpha-oligoglucan phosphorylase activity; pyrimidine-nucleoside phosphorylase activity. Lineage: Eukaryota; Metazoa; Chordata; Actinopteri; Anabantiformes; Osphronemidae. Gene Ontology annotation, biological process: pyrimidine nucleobase metabolic process; pyrimidine nucleoside metabolic process. The record is from RefSeq and is a predicted model, not a curated record. The transcript has 10 exons. Gene Ontology annotation, cellular component: cytosol.
UACAGGUCGUGGGUCUGAAUCCAAGCUGGUGUGAUUUCUGCUGUUUAAGGUUUGUCAUAAAUUCCAGCAGCAGUGACUCAGCUCCAAUAAACUGGAGCUUCGGAGCUGCUGACAGACAUCGGCGUCAUUGCUCUGGUCCCUGGAGCUGAUUGGUGGAGGCCUCCUCCUUCUCUGCCAGUGGCCUGUGGACUCGUGACCUGCAGCCGGUUCAGCCGGUUGCCAAUGAUCUACAGGGUCGACGACACGCCGCAGGUCCAGACCUGGUACUGCUGCUCCGGAUCCAUCACGCUGGGCACCAGUCUGCUUCCAACAGAGCAGGGUCUGUUUAGGAUCACCCUCAUCCUCAGCAACAGUGAAUAACGUCAUGCCGUUGAUCCCGAAUCUGAUCAAGAAGAAGCGAGACGGGGAGGCGCUGAGCGAUGAGGAGAUCGCAGCCUUCGUCCAGGCCGUCACUCACGGAACCAUCCAGGACUCUCAGAUCGGGGCCAUGCUGAUGGCCAUCUGGCAAAGGGGGAUGGCUGUCGCCGAGACCGACGCCCUGACCAGAGAGAUGAUGUCAUCAGGAGAAGUGAUGUCGUGGCCAAAGGAGUGGGCGGGGCUAGUGGUGGACAAACACUCGACAGGGGGAGUGGGGGAUAAGGUCAGCCUGGUGCUGGCGCCCGCACUCGCUGCCUGCGGCUGCAAGGUGCCUAUGAUCAGUGGACGGAGCCUGGCUCAUACAGGAGGAACUCUGGACAAACUGGAGUCGAUUCCAGGAUUCAACAUCCAGCAGUCGACCCAUCAGAUUCUGGAGAUCCUGGGCUCGGUGGGCUGCUGCAUUGUGGGUCAGACGGAGCUGCUGGUUCCUGCAGACCGAGUGCUGUACGCUGUGCGGGACGCCACCAGCACCGUGGACAGUUUACCCCUCAUCACAGCUUCGAUCAUCUCAAAGAAAGGAGCUGAGUCUCUGUCGGCUCUGAUUCUGGACGUGAAGUUUGGACGAGGUGCUCUCUAUAAAAAUCUGCACGAUGCCAGAGAGCUAGCACAGUCUCUGGUGAGAGCAGGAAACGGCCUGGGGAUCCGUACUGGGGCGGUUCUGAGCUUCAUGGACACCACGAUCGGCCGAUGCGUCGGGAACAGCCUGGAGGUGAUCGAGUCUCUGGAGGCGCUGAAGGGAAACGGACCUGAAGACCUAAUGGAGCUGGUCUCCACUCUGGGUGCAGCGCUGCUCCUGAUGACGGGCUUGGUGCCUGAGCUGUCCGAAGGCCGGAGGCGGGUUUCCGAAGCUGUGACUAGUGGAGCGGCUCUGACCCGGUUUCGGGCCAUGAUGGAGGCUCAGGGUGUGGCUGCGGAGACGGCCCAGACUCUGUGCUCUCCCCACGCUGACUACCACCGCGUGCUGAGGAAGUCUAUCUAUCAGACCGAGCUGAAGACUCCUGGAGACGGUUUGGUUCUGGACGUGGACGGUUUGGCUUUAGCUCAAGUGCUCCAUAAGUUGGGAUCCGGGCGAUCAAGGGCCGGACAACCUAUCAAUCACAGUGUGGGGGCAGAGCUGCUGGUUUCCCUGGGGCAGAGGGUCAGAAGAGGCAUCCCCUGGUUGCGGCUUCAUUAUGAGGACCCAGCUCCAAGUCCGGAUCAGAUGGAUCGACUGCACAAUGCGCUGGUUCUGGGACCAGAUUACAACUCACAAAGCCAACAAGCACACACAUUAGUGAAAGAAUUGCUGCUGCCUAACUAACACGAGGCAAGUGCACCUGAGGCUCUUUCAAACGUUCUGAGUUUCAGCUUGAUGCCUCCUGGGUCUUAAAAGAACCUCAGUACAUUUAUUUAACAAUUAUAGAGUGAAGGUGCAUAUCCAUAAAUAUAUAAAUAUAAAUAUAAUUACCAAUAUAUAUUAUAUCUUAUACCUAGUACCAAUUAUAUUUGAGAAAUACAUUUGUUCUCUUCAGUAAUAUUUUCUACUACAUUUUAGAGGUACAUUAUAUACUGAAGUAUAAUUAUGUGACAUUCUCAAGUAACUUCUAACAUGAGAGUCUAUAUUGAUGAAUAUAUCAGAUACUGAAACUGUCCUUACACAUAACACAUCAGUAAAUGUGAUUUGUUGCUUACAAUCACUGUAUGUAUGGAUAAAUAAAUAAAAGAAUGUCUGAUAUAGAAUAAA